AAAUUUCUGUCGGAACGAUUUGACACGGAAUCAAUAAAUUUUUAAUACAAGUGCAGGAUGUCUUUCAACAUUGAUGAUAUUUGCAAAAAUCUUCAGUCGGCUGAUCGUUGUACCAAACUUGCGGCAUUGGAGCUCCUGAAACGGCAAGGCGAAAACACAUCUACAUCACAAUUGCAAGUAUUAUUCGACAAUACCUAUUUGCAUUUGCUUAAAUGCUACGCGGAUCGCUUUGAGAGUGUAAGGGAACGUGCGGUGCAUACUGUAACUGAAUUUACAAAACAACUACCAGCAAAUGACUUCCAUUUGUUGAAUAUUGUAUCAACAUUAGUGGAACGCAUGGGACAGCAAGAAACUUUGGAGUCAAGUGAGGAAAUACGUUUGCUGUACAUAACGCAAUUGCAUGCGUUAAUACAACAAUACAUAAUUGCCGGAAAGAAACACUCGCUUGAGGAGUGUUAUACUCAAAUCACUGGUAUUUUAGCAAAGGCUUUACGCGAUGCUUAUCCUGCUGUCCAACGCGAGUCUUGUGCUUGUGUGGUUGCACUGACAAGCGCAGCUGAUACUUUAAUACUACAGCCGUUUACUCAGCAAUUAGCAAAACCACUUUAUGGAAUUUUAAAUCACAAACAUUCAUUGGCCCGCAUAGCAGCAGUUGAAGCCCUUGGAUGUCUAGCAUUGCAUGUGGAUCCUAAAAAUGAUAACCUAUCACAGUUGCUAAUGGAAGUAUCGCCAUUGUUAAUGGAUUCGAUGCCGCUGGUACGCAGUGAAUGUGGGAAACUAGGAGUGCUGUUAUUGCUAGAAUUGAGAGACCGGUACUCCUAUUUUGACCGACUUAUACCAUUUGUUUUGUGUUGCUUGAAAGAUGACUCUCCUGAAGUAGUAGACUCAAUCCGACCACGAUGGAUUCAAUGCGGUAAGCAAUACUACGAAGAAAACGAAGAGGAAUUAAGUAAACAGGAAAUAGCAGACUUGCCUGUUAAAAAUUACCCAUCCGGCGUUGAGCGCCCAACAAUUGGUUGUCGUAGUAUAGUACAACGUUCAUUACGUCUGUUGGGUCUCAUCACACGUGAGUCAACUGAUUGGAAGGUGAAUGUUCGGCUUCAUUCCCUAAAGCUGUUGUAUCAAUUCGUACUCCAUGCCGAAGCUGCGAUGACUGCAAAAUUCUUCGAGAUUUAUCCAGACCUAGCACGUGCCUGCCGGGACCCAGACGUUAUUGUUGCACGAGAGGCAUUGAAAGUAGCUGAUUUGAUGGGUCGUCUUCUCUCCUAUGAUGAUUGGAUAGAGCAUGGUUUCGAUGGUUUAGCAAAGAAUGCUAAGGAGGGCUAUUUAAAAUGCUUUUACUACAUGUUUACUGCUAGUUUGGGCCCCAAAAUUAAUGAUAUUAUUCGGGUUUCCGAAAUGUUAGUUGAAAGCGAUUUUUCCCAAACACUUAAGCCGGAAUUUCAGUUAUAUGUACUGAAAAUGGUGGAAACGUUAAUCUUCAAAUCAGAUGAAAUUGAAAAAAAUUCGACUGCUGAGAGCCUAGAGCAGUUGAAGGAAGCAAACCAAAAGCUUAAUUUAAACAUUUAUGUUACAACUAUUAAGGUUUUAGCGUUAUCCUUAGAUUCUGAACAACCAAAUGCGGGAGAAUUGCAAGAAAUGGGGCAUCACAUUAUUGGCGUAAUAGCUGAUCGAAGGAAAAUAAACAUUGCCUCUUUGCACGAGGAGUGUUUUGCUAGAGUCUUAAACUACGUGCAAAAUCUAGAUGCAUUUUUAGAUGAACUUACCGAACCAAUUCUACUCCUACACGGCUUGCUAAGUGUAGCUAAACUACGGUCGACCUACUUGGAGGACUUACAGAAGAAAAUAAAUUUAGUUUGGGAAAACUGUGCUGAUUCCGCAAAAGUCAAGAUAUUCAGUGGCAUAUCUAUUGCCAUGUUGCAAUGGUCAGAAACUAUCAAUCGCCCUGUGGACGAAAGCACAGAACUUUUGCGCACCUUUGUAAUGUCAGUGGUUGAGCCACAUUUGGAAUGGCGUGCGGGUGCAAAUGCCGAGUCCAUGCGUUCACUGGCUAUGGCUACAUUAUGUUCGAUGUCACAAGGUGCCGCCGAAGAAGCCCGUUAUGUGUUGCCAGAAAUCGUUGGUAGGUAUCUGCCAAGUUUACUCGAAGAUCGCGCAGUCGCAACACGUCAUUAUUCAGUUAAGUGUCUAUUCAAUUUCGGAGACGUCGCCGUAGAUCAGUUAAAACCCAUAGCCUACGCUACUUUACAACGCCUAGAUGAUCCAUCGGCCGGCAUACGUGAAUUGGCUGCUAUGGUGAUUCCCAAGUUAAGCCCAAAAUUCAAAAAAGCAAAAGGUGAAGAAGGUGAUUAUGAACAUGAAAUUUGGGAAACAUUCAUUAAAAAAGCUUUAGACAUGAUGUUUCUACAUUAUGAGGGUCCAGAAGUCCGUUUGCGAAAGGCCAUUAAAGGAACCAUUGCUCAGCUGGCGGAUAAGUACCCAGAAAUAUGCAAAGAUAGCUAUAAACGUACUGCUGCCAUGGCAUACAACAGCAUAAGUUUGCUGGAAUUGCAAUCCGAACUUCCGAUUUUAGAUUAAUUUAAUUGUAACUAAUGUAAUUUAUUUUAGAUUUAUUAAAUCUAGUUAAUACGCAAGCCAUG
This is a messenger RNA of Rhagoletis pomonella (apple maggot), 2639 nucleotides long. RefSeq names its product dynein assembly factor 5, axonemal (gene Dnaaf5). Gene Ontology annotation, molecular function: dynein intermediate chain binding. Gene Ontology annotation, cellular component: cytoplasm. The coding region runs from base 58 to 2577 and encodes 839 amino acids. Lineage: Eukaryota; Metazoa; Arthropoda; Insecta; Diptera; Tephritidae. The record is from RefSeq and is a predicted model, not a curated record. Gene Ontology annotation, biological process: outer dynein arm assembly; cilium movement; inner dynein arm assembly. The transcript has 4 exons.